AUGAGUGUUGUUGGAACUGCUGCAAAUAGGAGGCUCUCUGACGCCCAUGGCCCGGCGCUUAUGCCGACUGUCAAUGGAGGGAGUUGGGGCGCACAAAAUAGAGCGUUCAAUCACGAACUAAAUAACGGACUUGGUUGUGAUUAUAGUUAUGGUUAUGGAUUCUCUUAUAUUAAGGUUGUCUUUGUUAUCAUUUUGUUUCUUGUAUCCUUGAUCAGCUUUGUCACUCAGACAGAGUUGACCAGUAUGCUCUACUCCUCGUAUGAGUUCAACGAGCCAAUGCUGUUGCUGUUUCUGACGCAUGGCACCUGGUGGGCCCUCUGGCCCUUACAAUUCAUUUCGAUUGCCUCCUACAAGACCAUUAGGAGGUUUGUAAUGCAUAUACUGGGGUACGAAGAUUUGGGUGGUAAAAAAUGGAAGGGCUUUAGACGGGCUUUUGCAAGCUCCGUUAAGGCCCAGCACCGAAACAUCUUCCAUACUGCAGAACUAACAACAGAAACUAACAAACCAGAUUAUGAGGUCAUUUACAGAAACCCAAAGAAGAGCUUCAGAUACUACUCUGAAUUUUUCCAUUCAGAGGCAUUCAAACACCUCUUCAUAAUGUCCGCAUGCUUGUCCAUUAUCUUAAAUGUUGCUGGGUCAACGUGGUAUAUCUCCAUGUCCUUAUCGACGGGGAGUGAUGUCACUGCUAUUUACAACUGCAGUGCAUUUACAGCAUACGUCUUUGCAAUUCCAUUACUCAGAGAAAAGUUUUCAUGGAUCAAGGCAAACUCCGUCGUAACAGCCGUUGUUGGCGUCAUAGUGGUGGCGUACACCGGUGCCAAAGACCUCUCUGAUGGGUCCAACUACUACCCCCAUCGUCUCUUGGGUAACCUCAUCAUUUUUCUAGGUGCAAUUCUAUAUGGGCUCUAUGAAGUCCUUUACAAGAAAUGGUGUUGUCCUCCAUCGGAAGUGGUGAGUGCAAGAAGACAAGCCACUUUUUCGAACUUCAUCAUGUGUCUGAUCGGUAUUGCCACUUGCAUUACCAUGGGUGUUUGCAUGUUGGUUAUUCAUGUCUCCGGGUUACACCGGUUUCAUAUCCCAACCGAAAGUAAUGCUGUACUGAUAAUGCUACUCAGUGUCUUCUCUAAUCACAUUUUCAGCGUUUGUUUCCUAGGAUUGAUGUCCUUGACCUCUCCUGUCUUUUCUUCGGUGGCCUCCUUAUUGACCAUAUUGAUUGUUGGAAUCUUUGAGUGGUCAUUUAGAGGAGUCUUUAUCACAAUCUACCAGGUGGGUGGUUACAUACUGAUCAUGGUUGGAUUCUCCCUGCUGACAUAUGCCUCCUGGAAUGAAAUCACCCAACAGGACAAUGACGAUGAAUACAUCACUGAUAGUGAAUCUACCUACAGCUCGUCCAGUUCUCAACACGCAUAG
Molecule: messenger RNA, 1410 nt
Organism: Pichia kudriavzevii
Lineage: Eukaryota; Fungi; Ascomycota; Pichiomycetes; Pichiales; Pichiaceae
Exons: 1
Coding region: 1-1410 (469 amino acids)
Biological process (GO): intracellular calcium ion homeostasis
Cellular component (GO): endoplasmic reticulum membrane
Molecular function (GO): enzyme regulator activity
Source: RefSeq, a predicted model, not a curated record